AUGGCAGAGCAGGUAAUCACACAGGGUGCAAUCAAGAAUAUAUUUGACCCCAAUGGCGCGCCUGCAGACCAGCCAAUAUUGCAAUGCGUACAGAUCAAGCCGAUGGAGCCCAAGGCAGGCGAGCCGAAUCCUGUACAGCGCUUUCGGGUGGUAUUGAGUGAUAUUCGCAACUUCAUUCAGACCAUGAUUGCUACCACUGCCAACGAUAUCGUCACUUCUGGCCAACUCAAAAAGGGCUCCAUAGUACGGUUGCUCAAAUACAACCCUCAGCGCGUCAAGGACAAGAACAUCCUCAUCAUCAUGGAACUCGAGGUGCUCUCCGAGUACGGCGAACUUGAAAAGAUCGGCCAGCCUGAAGCACUGGAGACCAGAGCUGAUACCCAACCCGCCGCUAUCUCAGGCAACAACUUUUACGGAAACAAGCCUGCACCUGCAGCACAAGCUCCGCAGAGGUCGCUUCCAGUCCACCAGAGCAACCCUGGCACAUCCUCGCACCCGCACCUGUAUCCUAUCGAGUCUCUCUCGCCGUAUGCACACAAGUGGACGAUUCGUGCACGAUGCACUAGCAAGAGCGACAUGAAGGAAUGGCACAAUGCCAAAGGGUCAGGCAAGCUCUUCAGUGUCAAUCUGCUAGAUGACACCGGCGAGAUCAGAGCUACAGCUUUCACCGAAGUUGCUGAUAAGCUGUUCCCCGUCUUUGAGGAGGGUGUGGUCUACUAUAUCUCUGCGCCGUGCAGGGUCACUCUGGCGAAGAAGAAUUUUUCGAACUUACCCAAUGACUACGAGCUCCAGUUCGAACGCGAUACCGAAGUAGAGAAGGCAGAAGACCAGGAGAACAAGCCACAAAUACGGUUCAACUUCACCAAGAUCGGCGAUCUCGAUUCUGUCGAGAAGGACUCAACGAUCGAUACGAUCGGAGUGCUCAAGGAGGUCGGCGAAGUGGCUACCAUAACAUCGAAGAACACCAACAAGGACUUCAGCAAACGGGAGUUGACCUUGGCGGAUGACAGUCAGACAUCAGUGCGACUCACCAUUUGGGGUAAGACGGCAGAGAGCUUUGAAGCUCCACUGGAGUCGAUUCUUGCAUUCAAGGGCGUCAAGGUGUCUGAUUUUGGCGGACGCAGUCUAAGUCUUUUGAGUUCAGGCUCGAUGAUGGUCGACCCGGACAUUGAUGAAGCCCACAAACUACGUGGAUGGUUCAACGCUGUUGGCCAGAACGCCACAUUCUCGACGCACAAUAACUUGGCCUCUAGCUCGGGUGGAUCUAAGAACGAGAGCAAGCUCAUCUCCCAAAUCAUGGAAGAGGAGAGCUAUCUGCAGGACACACCUACCUACUUGAGUUUAAGGGCGUCAGUUGUCUAUGUGAAGAACACGACCGUAGCAUAUCCUGCUUGCUCGACACCGGGUUGCAACAAGAAAGUUAUUGAAGAGAAUCCCGGGGCCUGGUGGUGUGAAAAGUGCCAGAAGACCUACCCGGAGCCGCUGUAUCGGUACGUGCUGAGCGUCAAUGUUGCAGACCACACUGGCACGCUGUGGCUGAGUUGUUUUGAUGAGGCUGGACAGACUAUUGUCGGUAUGUCAGCAAAUGAAGCGAUGAAGAUGAAGACAGACGAUGAGGACAAUGGCACUCAAAACUUCUUGACCGCUAUGCAAGAAGCUACGUGCAAGACAUUCAACUUCAGGGUCCGUGGCAAGAUGGAGACAUAUCAGGAUCAGCCCAAGCCUCGGUACCAGGUUCUAAACCUGUAUCCCUUAAACUACGCUCAGGAAGCCAACAAGCUGGCCCAACUCAUCAAGCAAUACGACUUGAAUGAGGACAGCUUGUUUGUCAACUAG
This is a messenger RNA of Plenodomus lingam JN3, 1836 nucleotides long. RefSeq lists its product as uncharacterized. Gene Ontology annotation, molecular function: single-stranded telomeric DNA binding; damaged DNA binding. Lineage: Eukaryota; Fungi; Ascomycota; Dothideomycetes; Pleosporales; Leptosphaeriaceae. The record is from RefSeq and is a predicted model, not a curated record. Gene Ontology annotation, cellular component: DNA replication factor A complex; nucleus. Gene Ontology annotation, biological process: nucleotide-excision repair; DNA replication; meiotic cell cycle.